AUGCACAAUUCGAAGAAGAUUGCAUUUUUGGCAGUUUGCCAAUUUGUAAUUUUGAAUGUAGACGCAUUCCGGCUGCAAGGAAUCGCCGUAAAAGGCCGAUUGUUAUGUAAUGAAAAAGUGCUGAGGAACACAAGAGUCAAGAUUUAUGAUAUCGAUCGGAACCCCGGCGAUUCGGAUGAUUUGCUCGACGAUCGGUACACGGAUAAGGACGGUGAAUUCCGGGUAUUCGGCACGACGCGCGAACUGACCGACAUCGAGCCCGUGUUGUACGUGUACCACGAUUGCGAGGAUGGCAUUAGGCCAUGCCAAAAGCGGGUGCGGAUCGACAUCCCGCCGCGGUGGAUCGUCCGGAAAAAGGAGGCUGCGGAAUCUGACUACUACGAUGUGGGGACGCUGCGCCUCGAGACGCCCUACCCGAACGAGGACCGUAGCUGCGAGAAU
This is a messenger RNA of Mesorhabditis spiculigera, 441 nucleotides long. The record is from the annotation of a GenBank genome assembly. NCBI's taxonomy places the organism in Eukaryota, Metazoa, Nematoda, Chromadorea, Rhabditida, Rhabditidae.